ACUAACCCUAGUUUAGUUUAAUUCACCAGCGCUGGUUGUUUUCUUGUCUUCUCUUUCAAUUGCUUCCAACCCGACGCUCGAAUACCAUCGCCAGGGUUUCGAUCGAUGAAUCCCACAGCUGAAAGCCUAAUCUGCGGAUUGAUCGGAGAAAUUGCGGAAACCGAAGAGAAGAGAUCCUUCACUUCGUUUCCAAUCUAUUCCUCACUUUCGUAAUUGUUUCCCUUAUACUGGCAUUCUGAUCGCUCGCCCGGAGCGGUGACGAAGUGGACUGACUGUAAUCCCCCCUCCUGGAAAUAAGAAUUUCGUAUAACGGAUAUUAUUUGGAUAAUUUUGGAGUUUUAUCGUGCUAGAAUUAGUAGAUCUGGUCUCGGAUUUUGGUCUGCUGGCUUCAGGAAGCGGAGAUUUAGAGAUUUUGAUUCAUUUGAUGAUAGGAUUAUGCAAAGGAUCAGGGAGAUGAGCGGGUCUACCUUUGGCAGGGAGGGACGAUGACUGCAGCGUCAUUGGGCUUUCGGUCGGGAAGUAACGGAUCAUUGCAUCAACAGCUACAGAAUGGUGCUUUUUCGGCAACUCAACCGAUCUCGCUUCGAAGGGCUUCAAGAUCCGUAUCCGGAAGGAUUUACAAAUUUGUGGGGAGGAGGAGGAAGGUCGGAAUUCUACUGAUGCUCAUGAUUUCAGUUACAGUACUAUCGUUUGUUUCGGUUAUUAGUAGAGAUGAAGAUUCAUUGGUAGGUUCUACUACCACACUUGCGUAUUCAGAAAAUCUUUCAAUGAAAAGCUUCAAGUCCCCAUUUAUUGUUCCACAUGAAGAGUCUUCAGUUAGACAGAAUAUAAGUCUUAUUUCUCUUCCCUCUCGUCGCACGACACCACAUCCUUGUGAAAGAUUCCCUGUUUCUUCUCCACCAAUGGAUAAGAGGCACACUGGCCCACGUCCGUGUCCUGUAUGUUACAUCCCUGUAGAGCAGGCUUUGCUUUGCAUGCCUUAUUCAGCAUUUCCAUCACCAGUUCUUAAGAAUUUACAUUAUUUUUCAGAAGAUAAUUUAAUUUCUUAUCAGCCAAAAGGGGGUUCUAACUUUGGUGGACUUCCAUCUUUACAGCAUAGAAAUGAAUCUUUCACUAUAAGAGAAUCAAUGACUGUGCACUGUGGAUUUGCAAAUGGAAGGAAACCUGGUCAAGGAACUGGAUUUGAUAUCGAUGAUGAUAUCCUUCUGGAAAUGGAAGAAUGUCAUGAUGUUGUUGUAGCCUCUGCUAUAUUUGGAAAUUAUGAUUUAAUGCAACAACCCAAGAACAUUAGUGAAUAUACAAAGAAGAAUGCGUGCUUUUACAUGUUUGUUGAUGAAAAAACUGAAGCCUAUAUGAGAAAUUCUAGUGGACUAGAUGAUUCUGGAAAAGUAGGUCUGUGGAGAGUGGUGAUGGUUCAAAAUCUUCCAUAUGAGGAUUCAAGACGCAAUGGGAAGAUUCCUAAACUUUUACUCCAUAGACUUUUCCCAAAUGCUCGGUUUUCUAUUUGGAUUGAUGGAAAACUUCAGCUCGUUGUGGAUCCCUAUCAAAUUCUUGAGAGAUUCUUGUGGAGGAGAAACCACACUUUUGCAAUAUCUAGGCACUACAGUCGCUUUGAUGUAUUUGAGGAAGCAGAGGCUAAUAAAGCUGCUGGAAAAUAUGACAAUGCCUCCAUAGAUCAUCAAAUUGAAUUUUACAAGAAAGAGGGAUUGACACCUUAUUCUUUAUCUAAGCUUCCAAUUACAAGUGAUGUACCGGAGGGAUGUGUGAUCAUCAGAGAGCACAUGCCAAUCACUAAUUUAUUCACCUGUCUGUGGUUCAAUGAAGUCGAUCGUUUUACAUCCAGGGACCAAAUCAGUUUCAGCACUGUGAGGGAUAGGAUUAUGUCUCAAGUUGAUUGGACAAUUAACAUGUUUAUGGAUUGCGAAAGGCGCAACUUUGUUGUUCAGGCAUACCACAGGGACCUGUUGGAGCAGCGGAAGGCGCUUGCGGCGAUGCGCCACCCACCUCCUGCUGCCGCCGUGACAACACAGGACAAAAUCGCGAAAGUACCGCCGUUGAAGAAACUGUCUGGGAAAACGCCCUCGAGGCGUGGUAGGGACAAGAGAUCCGGUUCCCGACGCCGGCAUCCAAGAGUCAUCACUGGAAGAUUAUGACAAAUUUUGUUUCAGUUUAUUCUUUCUUAUUCUUUUGCAAUGUUCUUAAAAGUUAGUUAGCACUAAUUAUUUUCGAGUGCAAAUUGCAAAAGAUCUAUUAAUUUCGUGAGGGAAUAUUGAUAAUAUAAUACUUGUACAUAACAAAUUUAUGAAUUAAUGCCAUUAUGAAAAUUGAUUAU
Zingiber officinale is the source of this 2332-nucleotide messenger RNA. RefSeq names its product probable hexosyltransferase MUCI70. The transcript has 9 exons. The coding region runs from base 486 to 2153 and encodes 555 amino acids. The record is from RefSeq and is a predicted model, not a curated record. NCBI's taxonomy places the organism in Eukaryota, Viridiplantae, Streptophyta, Magnoliopsida, Zingiberales, Zingiberaceae.